Messenger RNA from Lathyrus oleraceus (garden pea), 366 nucleotides. Its product is annotated as secreted RxLR effector protein 161-like. The transcript has 2 exons. Lineage: Eukaryota; Viridiplantae; Streptophyta; Magnoliopsida; Fabales; Fabaceae. Bases 1 to 366 code for a protein of 121 amino acids. The record is from RefSeq and is a predicted model, not a curated record.
AUGAAGAACAUUCCAUAUGCUUCUGUUGUUGGAAGUCUUAUGUAUGCUCAAGUAUGCACAAGGCCCAACAUUGCAUUUACUGUUGGAAUCUUAGGAAGAUAUCAGAGUAAUCCAGACUCCGAUUUUGCUGGUUGUGUUGAUUCUCGCAAAUCAACAUCAGGAUAUAUUUUUAUGAUGGCUGAUGGAGCUAUUUCAUGGAGAAGUACUAAGCAAACCUUGGUUGCUACUUCUACUAUGGAAGUCGAGUUUGUCUCCUAUUUUGAGGCUACUUCUCAUGGUGUAUGGCUUAAGAGUUUUAUUUCUGGGCUUAGAAUCACGGAUUCUGUUUCUAAACCUCUGAAGAUUUUUUGCGAUAAUCCAACAUAA